AUGAAAUAUAAUCUCAGUAAAAUGGUGGUCAUUUACUAAGAUUUUUUCAGUGGGCUUUUUGGAGGAUCCCGAGAAGUUGCAUCGAGUGGCUUUGUUUAAUUUUCCCACAUUUGUGCACUUUCACAGAUAUUAAACAGUUAAUAAACCACCAUUAUUACACAUGUAAACUCGAAAAACACUAAAUAGACAAAAUAACACAAAUCACACAACUUUACUCCUCGCGUUCCCGCCAAAAAGUCCAUCUAAAUAUUAUUUUUUUUAAGGGAUUUUAUGAUCUGGUAACUAAGACCUUUAAGUCAUGUCUUAUUUUAAUUUAUAUUCUUAUUUUUAUGAAAAAUGAUAAUAUGGAGAUACAUGAAAUGAAAUGAAGAUGAUUAAUUUGAGAAAUUAAUCAACUGAGAUGAAAUUAAAUGAAAUGUGGUGAUAUGGGAUGAAAUAUAAUCUCAGUAAAAUGGUGGUCAUUUACUGAGAUUUUUUCAGUAGACUUUUUGGAGGAACCCGAGAAGUUACGUCCAGCAGCUUUGUUUCAUUUUCCCACUUUUGUGCACUUUUACAGAUGAGUCGACUAUUAUCAAAGCCGGCAAUCUGACUUUUGGACAAUGAUUGGUAAAUCAGAAAAACGAAUUAUUGACUUUGUAUUCCAUUGGCAGUCACAAAACUCUUCGGAACGACAUCUUAGAUAAAUAACAGGUUAACUAUUAACCUUUAUUUAAUGCAGGUUUUGAACCGUAUUCUUUGAAGGAGACGAUUAUAUUCAAAUCAAUCUGAAUUGACAUACCAAUAAAUUUUUUUUGUCCAAAUGCACAGAUUGCCACCUUUGAUAAUAGACGACUCAGAUAUUAAACAGUUAAUAAACCACCGUUAUUACACAUUUAAACCUGAAGAAACACUAAAUAGACAAAAUAAAACAAAUCACACCACUUCACUCCUCGCGUUCCCGCCAAAAAGUCCAUCUAAAUAUUUCAAUUUGUUUAGGCACAGAUUAAAAAAUUCACAUAGGUUAUACUUUUUGAGUUCUUGUGGUAACAUUGUAAUUCCAGGUAAAGCAAAAUGCUGGAACGUCACAAAAACGACUGAUUCUGAUUGGCUGGAUAUCACGCCAUGCCUAUAUUUGUACGAUGAGAUCAUCCUUCAAUUCUGUGAUUGUACAAUGUUGAACGUUGAACGAUACGUCCAAACAGUAACAAAAAACUUGAUAAAGUUAGGCGGUUACACCUUUUCGAAACACUUCUCGAAAAAUUCAGAGAGAGAAGGGCAUCCCCAAAGUCCAAAGCGAUGACGACGUCACCUCAACAUAAUAAUGUGUCGUGCGAACUGCAAAUGAUGAGUCAUCAUUGUUGUGAUCGAGUUUGUGGCUAAUCUUUUUUGAGGCGCUAUAUUUGAUUUUCUUGACUUGACUUUUGUCACAUACACAACACAUGAUACACAAUCUGUCAAACCAAAAUUUCGCGUUCACAUUCGUUCUCUAAGAAAAUAAUGAAUUAUUCGUUUGGGAUACAUCGUGUGUAAUAUCAUAUGAUUAUUUGGUAAUCUAUGAAGAUUUCAUAACGUCAACAAACAGUUGUGGAACUACGUAAAUUGCUGUGAAUUGUUUGUUUAUUGGAUUUUGUGUACGAACUGAUGACGAUGAAGCUAGAAAUAAGUGAUAGUCCCUCAAAUCAAUCAGACUUUUCCUGUGAUAGUCAAUCGUCACAAGGAUCUUCUACAAAUGACUACAUUUCCUCGAUCCCAACAUCAAGAUCGCUUCUUAUGUUGGCAAACCUCGAAGGACUCCAGUCAGGAGUCCCGACCCGCACGACGGCGACCAUCACCCCCACUCAGUUGCGGAACUUCGAGCAGACGUACAUCGAGUUGACCAACUGCCGAAGCGAACCAACCACUCACGUCGGCUUCGUACCACCUUCAGUCACGCACGCCAACAAUUACGGUAUUCUUAAUUCGGUGGGAUACUGUGAUUCGGGCCCGACGACCGCGCUGCACGUGUCGCCGGGCCCGCUCUCCGCUAGCGGCGACAGCAGCAGCAGCCCUGGUCUCCCGGCGCCGAAACGACGCAACAUGGGCGGUCGUAGACCGAACAAAGCACCGCAGGAACUAUCGCCCGAAGAGGAAGAACGAAGAAAGAUACGCCGCGAAAGGAACAAGAUGGCGGCCGCGCGGUGUCGCAAACGCAGACUCGAUCACACUAACGAACUGCAAGACGAGACCGAUAGAUUGGAGCAAAAGAGACAGUCGCUCCAAGAGGAAAUAAGAAAGUUAAACGCGGACCGGGAGCACCUUCAAACGAUAUUGCAGAACCAUAUGAUAACGUGCCGGCUCAGCGACCGCUCUUCGAGUCCGCCGGACGUGAAGCCCCUCCAGGAAGUUUACACGUAUCCGGACCCGGAGGACGGAGUUCGAGUCAAAACCGAAGUCAUAGACCCCACAGUCGACCCAGUAAUGCUGGGGUUGGAUAACAUUUUCACAACACCGUCGACCGAAAAAAGGAUAAUGCUGUCUUCGGCCAACCCUGGCGUGGUGACGAGUGGGGAUACGGUCACGUUGGAUACCCCGCCCGCUAUUUCUCGACCCAAUAGGCCUAAUUCACUACAAGUACCGCUCAGUCUCACACCUGCACAGAUACACAACAACAAAGUACUCGGGAACAGCAAAAUAGCCGGCAUCGAGAUCAGCACGCCUAGCAACGGCAUGUUUAACUACGAAAGCCUCAUGGACGGGGGCACGGGGUUGACCCCAGUGCUUCCCCACCCGCUAGGACACGCGCACGCGUACGUGGUCCCCCCGCGCCCCGCCCCGCCCGGCGCCGCCGACCCCCCCGAGCUGGUGUCGCUGUGACCCCCGACCCGGCUUAUCGAACUCUAGAGGACGUCCUCGCUCAUCGCGUGCUUUGUGUUUCUGACUAGGGCGGCGCACGCGUCGACCCGCGACCCGUGUACCGAAGCGAAUAUAGUAUAUAUAUAUAUUUUUUAUAUGAAGAAGUUGUAUCGCUGCAGUAGUAAUUGUAAUAAUAAUUGUGAUGUCGAUAAUAAAACAGAGUUUUAUUUGAAGCGUUUCAGGGAUGCGUUUUCGUGUUGUGCUAGUCCGGCGAGGCUGGAUUCGUUCGGUGCGUUUAUUUAUAUAAGUCAGUAAGGAUCUCUGUUACUGUUGAAUUUCUCGGCACAGUUUUAUCGUUUUGUCCUCGAAAUGUCUCGUCAUAAUAAAAACCUCGUGCCAUUACCGUUUCUGCAGUCAGAAUUUUAUUCAAUUAUAUACAUAAAUACAUACGUGUAGUUAACCGAACUAACAGCAAUAUUACUUAAAGAUUAUAUUGAUAAUAUAUUGAUUGUAAGUUAGCUCAAUGUUGAUGUGUAAUGUUUUACCGUUCCAUUGGAUAAGGUAUUGGUAUAGUAACGUUAUAUUAUAAUGUUAAACCUUUGUGAUACGUCCAGUGUUCGUGUCGCGGCCCAAUAUCCGCGGCCUCGCUCCCUACAUACUACUCAUGCCAUUACUCAUUACAUUUAUAAUAAUUAUGUAUACUGUACAUGCCUUAAUAAUGAACUGCAUUGGAAACAAAUAUGUAUUAACAAUCAUAAUAGUAUUAAUUAAAUGACAAGAAAAUUGUGGAAAAAAAAACGUAGGAAGAAAAAAAAAUUUACACAAUUUUGGCAUGAGACUAGAUUAUAUGAUUAUUGGUGAUGACCACUGGAAUAUAAUUAGUUUUAGGGCGUUAGCUUAAGAUCACUUAACAUUUUAAUUGUAAUAUGCAUAACUUAGACCAAAUUAUUAUUUUAUGUGCUUUAUUAUAGUUUAAAUUAAAAUCUAAGCCAAAUAUUGAUUUUAUGUCGUUAGUUUUUAGUUUUAGCCAUUUCCUUUAAAGUAUUAUUGCGUUGGCGGCAAAGAUGGCGGAAAGUAUUUAUUUUGUAUAAUAUGAGACAAAACGCUGAUCAUUUAAAAAAAGAAUGUACAGUGCAAUAAUUAAUAUUAUUAUUUACCUAGGCAAUUUACCCGUGGUUUUAUAAAUUUUAAGUAUAUUUAUAAAUUUAAAACUCAAUUAUUAAAGUAUUUUUAUGCAUAAUAUGAACAUUGUAGUUGAUAAAUAAAUUAUGAGAUGUAAUUUUUUUCUAGAACAUUUUUUGAUAAAGCAAUCUUAGUGUAACUUUUUGUAUUUUUUCAAGAAAAAUUAGCAAAGCAUUUUUGAAAAUAUAAUUGAAUUUGAAAGCGAGAAGUAGUGAAAUAAAAGUAUAUAUUAUAUAUAAAGGGAAAUAUAAAAUGUUUACACACACCUUA
Bombyx mori (domestic silkworm) is the source of this 4263-nucleotide messenger RNA. It is a transcript of the gene kay, whose product is annotated as transcription factor kayak. Gene Ontology annotation, biological process: regulation of transcription by RNA polymerase II. Gene Ontology annotation, cellular component: nucleus. The transcript is spliced from 5 exons. Bases 1621 to 2832 code for a protein of 403 amino acids. The record is from RefSeq and is a predicted model, not a curated record. NCBI's taxonomy places the organism in Eukaryota, Metazoa, Arthropoda, Insecta, Lepidoptera, Bombycidae. Gene Ontology annotation, molecular function: DNA-binding transcription factor activity, RNA polymerase II-specific; RNA polymerase II cis-regulatory region sequence-specific DNA binding.